AAAACUAUAUCACAUUAUCACAUUAAUUUGAUCUGAUAAAAUCGCAAAUGAUACUACUACAUAAUAUUAUUAGUAUUGUUUUAAAAACCAGGGAAAACAUGUAAAAUGGACAAAAACAAAUCAACACAAAAUCAUGUUCCCAAGUUUUCAGUCAACAACAGCUUCCCUGCUAAUCUUCUCCAACAAAACAACAACAAAUACAUAAAACCAGGUACUCGUCAUUAGUCUGUUUUACUGAAAAAGGGUGAAAGAGAAAAAAAUAGAAAAGCAAAAUAGAAGUCCAUUGGAAAGGUGAGUUCUUGGUUUUGUUCCCAAGAAACAGGCAACAUUACUCCUCCAUGAAUACCCCUUGUGGUCCUUUUAUUUUUUGUUCUAUUUAAAGGUUGCAUUUUUAUUGGUGGGGUUCUCUUUUCUUGGAAAAUUGAGGGGUUUGUUGAGUUUUAUUGGUGAUUUUUUUUAGGGUUUAUGUAAAAAAAUCAAGAAAAGGGUGUUCUAUGAUGAGUUGAGUUUGAGGUUUCUUGAUCAGUAGUUCGUAGAAUUGUUUUGUUUCUUGUCAAAAAUUGGUUAUGGAAGAUUUGAAUCAGAAGGGGGAUGUGGUAUUAGAUUCUGAGUUUCAGAAUCAGGGGAAUUUUGAUGGUCAGCAAGUAGUGGUACCUUUUUUGGAAAAUGUAGUAGCUAAUGAUGUUAGUGUGGUAAGCUCUAAGAAAAGGGGAAGGGCAAAGGUUUUGAAGAUAAGGGGAAGACCAAAGGGUUCUAAGAAUGUCAGGAGAAGUGAAGAAAAGGUGGGAAAUUCAGAUACAGUUAGCAUGGUGGAUUGCAGUGGAGAAGGCGUUGUUAAGAAGAAGAAGAUGCAAUUAGGCAGGCCGAAGGGUUCUAAGAGUAACAGGAGUGGUGAAGAAAAUGUGGGAAUUUCAGGUACAGAGAGUGUGAUGGAUGGCAGUGGAGAAGGGGUUCUUAUGAAGAAGAAGAGACUAGUCAGGCCAAAGGGUUCCAAAAAUAACAUAAGUGGUGAAGAAAAUGUGGGAGUUUCAGGUACAGUUAGCAUGAUGGAUGACAGUGGAGAAGGGGAUCUCGUGAAGAAGAAGAAGCGACUAGGCAGGCCGAAGGAUUCCAAGAAUAACAAGAAGAGAAAGGUUGAAGAAAAUGGGGAAUUUCCAUGUGUAGUUGUUGGCUUAGUCCAUGGAAGUAGUGAAAUGCUUGUGAAGAAGAAGAAGGUUGGAGGAAGGCCCAAGGGUUCUAAGAACAAAAAGAAAAAUAUAGAACAAAUCGGGGAGUAUCAAGAAAGGAGAACCAAGAAGGAGCGCACGGAAAGGAAGAAGGAUUGUGGAGAAGAAGGGAGUAUCAAGAAGCGAGCUAUAGGAAGGCCAAAAGGUUCAACGAAUGAGGAAAAAACUGUUACUGGUAAUGAAAUGGUGGUAGUGUUACCAAUAGAUGAUACUUGUGUUGGAAAGAUAAAUGCAGAUGUUAUUGUUGAAAAGGAAAUGUCUAAAACCGACACUGUUGCAGUUGGUGAUUUCGGAAUAAGCGCAAAUCAAGUUUUUGGACACAAUGAGAUAGUCAAGAAGAAAAUUGGUCGGCCCAAAGGCUCCAAGAAUAAGAAGAAAGUCUUGAUAGGUCCUCUGACUGUUCCUUGUCGCAAUGGAGUUGGAAGCAAGGAUAUUGAUAGCAAUGAAGGGGGUUACACAAAACAUUUAGUCAAGCGAGGCCUGCCCAAGGGCUCAAAGACUAAGAAGGAAACCACAUUAGGCUAUUUGAGUAAUGCUAAUGCUACUGGUGGACAUGAAGUAGAUCUUAUAUGCCAGGGCGAGAAUGAGAAAAGAAUCACAUUAGAUGGUCAAACUGGAGUAAUUCUGAAUGAGGAAGAAGGGAUGAUAGUCAAGAAGAAGGUCGGACGUGGCAGAUCGAGAGGUUCAAAAACCAAGGGAAAAGUUAUACCAGGCCAUUCAAGUGAUACUAAUAAGAAUAAUGGAGAUGAAUACAUGGAUGCAGUCAGGAAGGAAGAUGAUGAAAAGAGAAAAUUUGUAGCCGGAGAAGGUGGGGGCAAUGAAAUAGCUAUCAGUGAUGGAGAGAGGAUAUUCAAGAAGAGGCGUGGUCGGCCCAAAGGCUCAAAAAAUAAGAAGAGAACUACUGGUGGUAAUUUCAUUGAUGCUAAUCUCAAUAAUAGAGGACAAGAUGGGGGUACUAUGAGAAUAAAUGAGGCUGAAAAGGGAAUGGUUUUAAUUGAAGAUAAUAAGGGAGACCCGAAUGAAGUUGCUUUGGUUUCUGCAGUUAGAGUAGUCAGGAGGAAGGGUGUCCUUGGCCGGCCAAAAGGUUCAAAGAAUAAAAAGAAAACUGUUAUAAGCAGCUCGAGUGAUGUUUAUUCUGGUCAUGGAGUUGGAGCGAUGAAUAUCAGUAACGAACAUGAGAAUAAAAUGGCCAGCCUGGCAAUGGAUCACAUGGUGGGGAUUCCAAGCGAAGAUACUAUUGCUAAGAAGGAUAGCUGCAGCCUGCCCCAAAAUGAGAAUAAGAUUGUUGCAUUUGAUGAGAAUCAGCAUGCAUUUGUCGAUGCUGCUGAAGAUGGCACCAGCAAGACGGUUAAGAAGAAGAAAUGCCGAGAAGGGAUGAAAAUUUCAGAGAAUAGGAAACAAGCAGCAGUUAGGAUUGAUCAGGACGUCAAAGCUAAUACUGAUAGCUUCAAUCCUUGUGAGAAUGGGGUUACUAAGCUGAAGGGUAGGCGAGCGAGACCCAAGGGCUUGAAAAACAAAAAGGAUGUAGUAUCUGAUGCUGUAGAAAUUCAGAGAAUGACAGGCGAAAUUGCUGCCGAUACUAAUGGGGUAAAUUUGAGCAUAAAGCGAAAGAAUGGAUGUGGACGGCCUAAAGGUUCAAAAAAUAAGAAAGCAAAGAUUAAUAGUGAAGAAAAUAACAGAACUCUAGGAGCACUUAUAGUGCAUGAUGACGGAGGAGGUAGUCAAGCUGAGCAGAAAGUGAAAUACUGUAGCAUGGUUCCUGUUGCCACUGAAAAUGGGGGAAUAUCAGGUGAACAUGUUUUGUUGGAUGCUUUGGGAGGUUAUGGCAGUGAGAGGAGAGCUAGCAGAGGGAGACCAAAAGGUUCAAAGAACAAGAAAAAGACAGUCCCUUUCAAUAUGGGAUUUCCUUGUCAAGUUAGUUAUCAGAAUGCUGUUAGCAGGAUGGUUAAGCGCGGAGGGAGGCCAAAGAGUUUAAAUGAUGAGAAGAGAAUUGCUAUUGUCUCUGAAUCCACAGGAGAGCAGGAACUUGGUGCUAAUGCAGAAACAAAUGGACUGACAACACAAGGAGUAUUGGACGCUAUCAGUUGGAAGGAUCAGCGGAACUUUUUGUGUCAUCAGUGCAAAAAUUAUAAAGCUUCUAUUGUCAUCUGUUCAAGAUGCAAAAGAAAACGCUAUUGCAACGAUUGCAUUUCGAAGUGGUAUCCAGAUAGAACAAGCGACGAAGUAGGGGACACCUGUCCUUUCUGUUGUGGGAAUUGCAAUUGCGGAGCUUGCCUUCAAACAGAUGUCUUCUUAAAGGACUGCUGCAAAGAAACUGAUGAAAAUAUGAGAUUGGAGGGUUCACUUUAUUUGCUAUUCAACAUUCUGCCCCUCCUCAGGCAUAUUCAGAAGGAGCAGAGGUUUGAGCUAGAUGUUGAAGCAAACAUUCGUGGUGUUCAGCUGACAGAAGAAGACAUUACCAAAUCAGUCAUUGAUGAUGAUGAUCGAAUGUAUUGUGAUAAUUGCAAUACAUCCAUUGUCAAUUUCCAUAGAAGCUGCCCAAAUCCUGAUUGCUCGUAUGAGAUCUGUGUCAAUUGUUGUCGGGAACUCAGAGAUGGUGCUCCACUCGGAGCUACUGAAGCCAGUUCAUCUCUCAGCAAGUCGGCGGAAGCUACUCCCAUCGCAGCUUUGAAGGAAAACAAUCCUUCAGAUGGCUGGAGAAGUCCAGAGACCCUCCUUGCUAAUGGCUGUCCAACUCACAUGCCCUUUGAUGUUGCUGAGUGGAGAGCCAAACCUGAUGGCAGUAUACCUUGUCCUCCUAAAGAGCGCGGUGGUUGUGGCUCUUCUUUAAUGGCUCUAAGGCGCAUCUUCAACGCUAAUUGGGUAGACCAACUAAUUCAAAGUGCUGAGGCCCUAACAUGCGACUACCACCUUGCAGAUAUAGAUUUAUCACAUGGGUGUUCAUUUUGUCUUGCUACCACUUCCGUACAAAACGGUGAUAACCACUGUCAAGUAAGACAAGCAUCUUUUAGGAACAACAGCCACGAUAAUUUUCUCUACUGUCCUGAUGCUGUUCACAUUGACGGUAACGAGUUUGAGCAUUUUCAAAUGCAUUGGAGGACUGGUGAACCUGUAAUAGUUAGAAAUGCACAAGCUCAGGCCACUGGUCUUAGCUGGGAGCCCAUGGUAAUGUGGAGGGCCUUCAGAAAAGCAAGUAAAAAGCUGAAAGAGGAGCCUUUCUGUGUUAAGUCCAUUGAUUGCUUGGAUUGGUGUCAGGUUGAGAUAAAUAUUCAUCAGUUCUUCAAGGGCUACUUGGAGGGUCGCAGGCAUCACAAUGGGUGGCCAGAAAUUUUGAAACUGAAGGAUUGGCCUCCGGCUAAUUCUUUUGAAGAAUGUUUGCCAAGGCAUGGAGCUGACUUUUUUGCUAUGCUUCCCUUCAGCGAAUACACUCAUCCUAGACAGGGUCUUCUAAAUUUGGCCACUAAGCUUCCUGAUACUGCCCUGAAGCCAGACUUGGGACCGAAAACUUAUAUUGCUUAUGGAUAUCAAGAAGAGCUUGGGAGAGGUGAUUCUGUCUCAAAGCUGCACUGUGAUAUCUCUGAUGCGGUCAACAUCUUGACUCAUACGACCAAAGUAAAUGUUGAUCACAAGCAACAUGAAAUCAUUGAGAAAUUAAGGAAGCAACAAGAAGUUGAAGAUUCAAAGGAACUUUGUCCAGGCAUAGCUGAGGCACCAGAUUCUCAAAGAUUUGACAGAACUGAAACUAUUGAUUUUUAUUCUGAGGAAAGCACUGUCAAUAACAGAAGUUGCUUGAUAGAAACUAUGGACAAGGGGAAAGAUAUUAAUAAAGGAGAAAAUAUAAUUUCUGAUAUGGAUUACGUUGAUACUUCUGGCAGAACUUCUCCACCUAAUGAGAUAAACCCAAGUAGCAACGCCUUGGCGAUAGUAGAAGCGAAUGUAGCUCUCGAAACCAAGCAAGAUUGUGCAGAAGUUGAAUGUGGGGGUGCAGUAUGGGACAUCUUUCGCAGACAAGAUGUACCCAAGUUAAUAGAAUACUUGCAGAGGCAUUGGAGAGAAUUUCGCCAUUUUAACAAUUCUCCCGUGGCUUCAGUUAUUCACCCUAUCCAUGACCAGACGUUCUAUUUGAAUGAGAAGCACAAAAGACAGCUCAAGGAGGAGUUCAACGUUGAGCCCUGGACGUUUGAACAGUACCUUGGUGAAGCUGUUUUUAUUCCUGCAGGGUGCCCACAUCAAGUGAGAAAUAGACAGUCAUGUAUCAAGGUUGCUGUUGACUUUGUAUCCCCGGAAAAUGUUCAAGAGUGUAUUCGUUUGACGGAGGAGUUUCGCUUGCUCCCCAAAACCCACCGAUCUAAGCAAGAUAUAUUGGAGGUGAAGAAGUUAGGGCUUUAUGCUGCCAGUUCUGCUAUUAAUGAAGCCACAAACCUGUUGGUAAAACUUAAUGCUCCUCUAUCUUGUGAUGAAUCGCAACUGCGAGAACAUGCUGCCGAAACUGGGAACUCUAUUGCAGAAGGCCUGGAUUUAGGACCCAUCAGCUGUAGUAACCAAGAAUAAAGGCUGCAGCCCGCUGUUAAAUAUGAGGAUUUUGAAGUUCUAUAGAGAAUAUUUUUUUGAUUCUAAUCUCUGAUAGCAUUGUGAGGCAUUUCUGUUUUUGUCUUACUUUUUUUCGUCUCUGUAGAAUAAUCCCUUGAGGCGUUCAUUUACAAGUCUUUUUGGCUCAUUGAAGCUUGUAACGAACUCAUUUUCACAGGAAAUGCAAGAGUAGAAAGAACAUCUCAUUGAUGUUCAAUCCAAGUGCAAUA
This is a messenger RNA of Capsicum annuum, 6025 nucleotides long. RefSeq lists its product as uncharacterized. The record is from RefSeq and is a predicted model, not a curated record. Gene Ontology annotation, cellular component: histone deacetylase complex; chromatin. NCBI's taxonomy places the organism in Eukaryota, Viridiplantae, Streptophyta, Magnoliopsida, Solanales, Solanaceae. Bases 567 to 5777 code for a protein of 1736 amino acids. Gene Ontology annotation, molecular function: transcription coregulator activity; chromatin DNA binding; histone H3K9 demethylase activity. The transcript has 13 exons. Gene Ontology annotation, biological process: regulation of transcription by RNA polymerase II.